ACAAUUUGAACUUUGGGAUUGAAGAAUUGUUUGGGCUCCAUGGUUUCUAAAGAAGAACAAAAUUCGUUAAGUUCUUUCCAGUUUGAAGCACGUUUGACUCAAGCCAGCCUUAUAAAAAAGAUCUUGGAAGCUAUAAAGGACUUGGUUACAGAUGCAAAUUUUGACUGCUCGCCUGAAGGUCUUUCGUUACAGGCCAUGGACUCUUCUCACGUCUCUUUGGUUUCCAUGGUUCUUCAUGCACAAGGAUUCGAAAUGUUCCGUUGUCAAAGAGCAGUCUCCCUUGGUAUCAACUUGGCUUCCUUAACCAAGAUACUGAAGUGUGCAGGUAACGACGACAGUAUUACUCUUAGAGCAGAUGAGAAAGGGGAUAAAGCAGAGUUUGUCUUUGAAAGCCAGAGUCAAGACCGUCUUUCUGAGUUUGAAUUGAAACUGAUGGAUAUAGACUCGGAACACUUGGGUAUUCCGGACACAAAAUAUAGUGCAAUUGUGGAAAUGCCUUCUUCAGAGUAUAGGCGUAUUUGUUCCGAUCUAGGGGUGAUGGGUGAUACUGUAAGAAUAUCAGUCUCGAAAGAAAGUGUCAAGUUCCAAGUGGACGGUGAUAUUGGCAAGGGAAGUGUCUGUCUUCAUCCUUCUUCCGUGGUUGAUAAGCCUACAGAAGUCGUUAAGAUAUCUCUUGAGGAGCCUGUAGAUAUGAUUUUUUCUAUACGGUAUCUCAAUUAUUUUGCCAAAGCAGCCCCCUUGAGUGACACUGUUACACUUUCACUCAGCAAAGACUUUCCUUUGCAAAUAGAGUUUAAGUUUGGUGAGCAGAUGGGAUACUUGAGAUACUAUUUGGCACCUAAAAUAGAUUGAGUUGUUGAGCUUUCCUUGUUUCUCUUGUCCGAAUAUUGUUUGAAUAAAACAGAGACUAUACAUUAUAUUUCCUUUAGCUAUCAAGAUGAUAUAUAUAUAUUUGUCAGUUUGUGAAUGAAGUUUCCUUUUCACUUUGUCAUUUUGUAGUAAACAGACCAACACUCUA
Molecule: messenger RNA, 1018 nt
Organism: Galdieria sulphuraria
Lineage: Eukaryota; Rhodophyta; Bangiophyceae; Galdieriales; Galdieriaceae
Product: proliferating cell nuclear antigen
Exons: 2
Coding region: 40-852 (270 amino acids)
Biological process (GO): translesion synthesis; mismatch repair; regulation of DNA replication
Cellular component (GO): PCNA complex
Molecular function (GO): DNA binding; DNA polymerase processivity factor activity
Source: RefSeq, a predicted model, not a curated record